This is a messenger RNA of Kogia breviceps (pygmy sperm whale), 1260 nucleotides long. The record is from RefSeq and is a predicted model, not a curated record. Lineage: Eukaryota; Metazoa; Chordata; Mammalia; Artiodactyla; Physeteridae.
AUGGCAGGUGGCAGUCCAGCAGCCAAGAGGGUAGUGGUGUACCGGAAUGGGGACCCCUUCUCCCCAGGCCACCAGCUGGUGGUGACUCAACACUGCUUCCCCACCCUGGAGACCUUCCUCUGUGAGGUGACACCGGCUGUGCAGGCCCCACUGGCCGUGAGUGCUCUCUACACGCCUUGUCGUGGCCACCCUGUCACCGACCUGGCAGACCUGCAGAACGGAGGGCAGUAUUUGGCUGCUGGCUUUGAACGAUUACGCAAGCUCCCCUGUUUACACCUUAGAGGGGAGGAUCCAGGUGGGAAGAGCAGCAGACUACCAGGCCCUCCUGUGAUUCAGCAGCCAUGUGAUGGGCCCCUUGGACAGCGGCUACCUGCAGGUUCCCCCUGCUAUAUCCAUGUGUUCAGGAACGGGGACCUGUUAAGCCCCCCAUUUAGCCUGAAGCUGUCCCAGGCUGCCUUCAAGCACUGGGAAGCAGUGUUGAAACUCCUGACUGAGAAGGUGAAAUUACAGAGCGGGGCUGUGCGCAAACUCUGCACCCUGGAAGGGCUCCCACUGUCAGCAAGGGAGGCUCUGGUGAGCGGCUAUUACUAUGUGGCUGUUGGAGAGGAUGGUUCAAGGCCCUCCUCCAUCUGCUGCCUGUCCCUCACUGCCCAGGGGCUAAUGGCAACCCCCAGACCCAAAGUCCAGGCUCCACAAGCAGGAGGACGCCUGAUGAAGAGGGAGCAGGGAGGGAGGAUGCAGGCUAUGAAGAUGGAUCGCAUCUCCUCUUCCAAGCUCCCACCAGGAGCAUUCAAACCUGGACUGGGAGUGGAGAAGGUAAGGACAGCCUGCACCCACGGCUCAAGCCCAGUGUUCCCUCCACAGGCCCAUGGCCACAGAGCACAGGCAACCCAGUCCUCUACAAAGGAAGCCAGGCCAAUUGAGCCAUCUGCUUUUUAUGCCAGCCCCCAGCAAGCUUUUCAGCAUGCCCCCCACUCUCUUGAGGGGAUCCAAGAAUCCAAGGCCUCCUCUCUUCCCACAUUAGGAGUCAAGGGAGUGUAUGGGGCUCCCCAUGCAAGGACAGAGACAGCAGGGGCCCAGGGAGUAGCACAUGAUGAAGCCACCUGGACAGAGGAGCCCCUGGAUCAGAGGGCAGCACAGGUAGUGGAAGAGGCCCUGAUCCUGGAAAGCCGGCAGGAUCUGGGGCAGCUCUCUCGGCCUAGGGCCUCCCCUGGGCUCACAGGGUGCGCUGCAGCCCCUCAGUCCCUCUUCUGCCCCUAA